Messenger RNA from Zingiber officinale, 870 nucleotides. RefSeq names its product axial regulator YABBY 5-like. NCBI's taxonomy places the organism in Eukaryota, Viridiplantae, Streptophyta, Magnoliopsida, Zingiberales, Zingiberaceae. Gene Ontology annotation, cellular component: nucleus. The transcript is spliced from 6 exons. Gene Ontology annotation, biological process: multicellular organism development; cell fate commitment. The coding region runs from base 190 to 720 and encodes 176 amino acids. The record is from RefSeq and is a predicted model, not a curated record.
AAAAAGAAAAUUUAAGACAUAGAAAAGCAGUCCUUUAGACCUGCUAAAUGUAAAGUUCUUUCAGACAUCUGCAUGAUAUAGAUGAUCGUUCGAUUAGUCCUCCUUCGCUAGCAUCUUCUCCUUCUUUCUCGUUCUACAUCGUAUGCGCGCAGCGAGCUAGGGUUUUGGAGAUCAGCAAAUUAAACAGAGAUGUCGGCUUACCAGCACACUGCAACAGACCACCUUUGCUACUUGCACUGCAACUUCUGCAACACAAUGCUCGCGGUUACACUCCCAAGUGACAGGUCGUUCGACAUAGUAACUGUUCGUUGUGGCCAUUGUGCCAGCAUUUUCUCUGUGCACCUGGGCACCAUUUUUCAGCCCUUUCCCUCCCAAGAUUUUCAGGGAUUCAAUAUUGGAGCUAUUAAAAAUUACCAAAUGGAUUUUGGAUCAUCUUCACAAGAUAGGCCGACUUCUUUGGUAUCCUCCACUGAAAAUGCUGAACGACGACAUUUACCUGUUCCUCCCCCUGAAAAACGACACCGUCUGCCUUCUGCAUACAACAAGUUUAUCAAGGAGGAGAUUCAAAGGUUAAAGGCUAAUAAUCCUAACAUCAGCCACAAACAAGCAUUCAGCACUGCAGCAAAGAAUUGGGCACACUUGCCUCACGAUAAUCCUGACAACGACGAGCGACAGAAGCUUGAGGAGCUAAUGACUUCCCCAGGUGAUCUAAAAAGUUAAAUCAGUUAACUAAUUAGGAGUACGUUCCUAAUAAUGAAUGAUAUGUGCAUGCUUAAGUCAUGAGCAGAUGCUUAGACUCCUGAACUUGUAGUCUUACGUAUGGCUGGAUUAGCACAUCGAUCAACUGCAUUUGAACUUUAAUUAACUUAA